AUGACAUCACUGCAGCUCAGUGAAAGUGAAACUGAUUUAAACAGGAAGACUUUAAACGUUUUCUCUCUUUAAAAAGACGGAAUAUUUAUUCAUAUAUAUUCAAUAUACGUGGUAAAAUUAAGAGUUCACAACUGAUACUCACUCACAGGUCUGGACAGUGCAGAAAUGAAGAGGCAGGGUUCAGGAUUAAAGAGAGGAAGAGCAAUGGCAGAAUCUUCAACACCACCAAAACAAAGAUCAACCUGGAGAAACAUUUUGAUUGAACCUCCAUUCACGUCGUCCUCCAGUAGUGCACUAAAGGAGGAGCUUCAGUGUUCAAUCUGUCUGAAUGUGUUCACUGAUCCGGUCACAACUCCAUGUGGACACAACUUCUGCAAGACCUGCCUGAAUGAAUGCUGGAAAAACACUCAGAACUGCAACUGUCCGUUAUGUAAAGAAACAUUCAGAAAAAGACCCAAUCUGAAGAUUAAUACAACACUCAGAGAGGUUGUGCGACUCUUUAAGGAAAAGCAAAAGUUGAAUCUGGGUAAAUCUGAAGUUCUCUGUGACAUCUGUGAUGAAAGAAAGCAGAAAGCCGUGAAGUCUUGUCUGACGUGUCAAAGCUCUUACUGUGAAACUCACCUGGAGCCUCAUCGGAGAGUUCCACGUCUAAAGAAACACAAACUGAUGAACGCUGUGGAGAACCUGGAGGAUUAUAUAUGCCAGAAACACGAGAGACCUCUGGAGCUGUUCUGCAAAGAUGAUCAGAUGUGUGUGUGUUUGUUCUGCACUGAAGGAGACCACAAGACUCACAACACUGUUCCUAUAGAGGAGAAUCAGCUGGUAAAGACACAGACAGACGUGCUGCAGAUGAUCCAGGACAGAAUGAAGAAGAUUCAAGACAUCCAACACUCUGUAGAGAUGAGAAAUAGAAACACAGAAGAAGAGAAGUCAUCCAGUGUUGAGAUGUUCACGGCUCUGAUCCGCUCCAUUGAGAGAUGUCAGACUGAAGUUGUUGAGACGUUGGAGGAGAAGCAGAAAGCAGCAGAGAAACAGGCUGAAGAUCUCAUUAAAGAGCUGGAGCAGGAGAUCACUGAGCUAAAGAGGAGAAACUCUGAGCUGGAGCAGAUCUCAUACACUGAAGAUCAUCUUGAUCUCCUACAGAUUUACUCGUCCUUGUACAGGCCUAAAAACACUAAGAACUGGACUGAGAUCAGUAUUGACACUCACGUGAAUGUGGACACUCUGAAUACAGCUCUGACUCGACUCAAGAACACUCUAGAUGAGACUCUAGAUCAAAAACAUGGUCAAAAUGUAUUGAGGAGGAUGCAGCAGUAUGCAGUGGAUGUGACUCUGGAUCCUGAUACAGCUCAUCCUAAACUCAUCCUGUCUGAUGAUGGGAAACAAGUGACACAUGGAGACAUUUGGCAAAAACUUCCAGAUAAACCAGAGAGAUUUGAACUAUAUGCACAUGUUCUGGGAAAGAAGGGAUUCAGCUCAGGCAGAUUUUAUUUUGAGGUGCAGGUGAAGGGAAAGAGUGAGUGGUAUUUAGGUGUGGUCAGAGAAUCCAUUAACAGGAAGGGACCGAUCACACUGGCUCCACUGAAUGGAUUCUGGACUGUGAGGUUGAAGAAUGAGAAUGAAUAUGAAGCCUGUGAUGAUACUCUGGUCUCUCUGUGUUUGAGAGUGAAGCCACAGAAGGUUGGUGUGUUUGUGGAUUAUGAGGAGGGUCUGGUCUCCUUUUAUGAUGUGGAGUCCAGCUCUCAUAUCUACUCUUUCACUGGUCAGUCUUUCACUCAAACACUCUUUCCAUUUUUCAGUCCAUGUAAUAAUGAUGAAGGUAAAAACUCAACUCCACUGAUCAUAACACCCGUCAGUUAUACUGAAUGAAUUUACACCCCCAAAAUAUGAAAGACUACAUGAACAUAUGUGUUUUGGAAGAAAAUAUGAGUUGUUCUUGCUAGUGAGAUCUGGGUUGUUGCUAGGCAGUUGCUAUGGUGUUCUGUGUACUUUGUCAUAUUUAUUUGUAUAUACAUUUUCACAACACACAGUUUCAAAGCAGCUUUACAGGAAAUAAUGCAUAAAAAAACCCUAAUAUAAAGCCUUACAGUGAUCAUUGUGGAGUUUGAUUAAAUAUUGUUGUAAAUUGUGUAUAUAAAUGAAAUAAUAAUUGUAUUUGUGUGAGCAAGCCGAAAGCGACUGUGUCAAGGAACACAAAACUUCGGGUCCAAUCCUGAACAUUC
Molecule: messenger RNA, 2222 nt
Organism: Xyrauchen texanus (razorback sucker)
Lineage: Eukaryota; Metazoa; Chordata; Actinopteri; Cypriniformes; Catostomidae
Product: zinc finger protein RFP-like
Exons: 9
Coding region: 166-1869 (567 amino acids)
Molecular function (GO): zinc ion binding; protein binding
Source: RefSeq, a predicted model, not a curated record